Molecule: messenger RNA, 2586 nt
Organism: Thunnus maccoyii (southern bluefin tuna)
Lineage: Eukaryota; Metazoa; Chordata; Actinopteri; Scombriformes; Scombridae
Gene: fbln5
Product: fibulin 5
Exons: 11
Coding region: 402-1787 (461 amino acids)
Molecular function (GO): calcium ion binding
Source: RefSeq, a predicted model, not a curated record
ACAGCACAGGAGUAGCCGGUUGUUGGAGUGACUGCGCCGCUGUGGGGCCGCUGUCUCCCUGUGCGCCCUGACUGGAGGGGGCUGGCUCUCCCCUGAUUGAAUCCAGCUGUUGUGAAAGUGCUCGGAGGGGGCCCGUCAAUUUGCAUUGCUAAAUAAUCUGUAGAGUUGACAGAGUGGGGCAGAAACAGAACAGUCCAUUUUGAAAAGGCAUUCCUGCAACACUUGGUCAAUGUACCGGAGCUUCAGCUCGACCAGACAGCGGUUAAUGAAAACCUGGUGUCGGCUUUCGCGUAAAGGCGCAUAGUUGGGGGGUGGUGAGAGCCCUGCUGGGUAGUGGUGAGGGGAUUUACGGGUCGUCUAAGUCUUUCCUUUUUAGAGAGUUCAAUAGAAAAACAUAAAUCAUGCUUUUUGAAAUACGUGGCUUCAAGUUUUCCUCUUCUGCAAGGAUGUUGGCAGCUCUGGUAUUUAUUCUGCUUUGUAUCCAGCCUGGACACGGACAGACCUGCACAGAAGGUUUUGCAUAUGACCGCAGGGCAAGACAGUGUAUAGAUGUGGAUGAAUGCCGUACUCUGGCAGAUGCUUGCAGAGGAGACAUGCGCUGUGUCAACCAGAACGGCGGCUACCUGUGCAUCCCGAGGAACUUGUACAACCAGCCGUACAGACCAGACACCCCAGCCCUGCCCGAGCCAGCUUACCCGGACACAUCUGUUGGAUUUUCAGACACAUUCGCUCCGAGAUCUGUGGAGCCCAGCUACCCCAGAGUGAGGAGCACUGCACCCUGCACCCUGGGAUAUACUCUAGCAGAGGAUGGCACCUGUAAUGACAUCGAUGAAUGUGAGACAAACUCUCAUCACUGUAACCCCACUCAAGUCUGCAUCAAUACAUCAGGUGGCUACACCUGCUCCUGCACUGAAGGAUACUGGCUCAUUGGCGGACAAUGUCAGGAUAUUGAUGAAUGUCGCUAUGGUUACUGCCAACAGCUGUGUGCCAACGUGCCUGGCUCUUACUCCUGCUCCUGCAACCCCGGGUUCAUCCUCAACCCAGACAGCAGGACCUGUCAAGACGUGGACGAGUGUGAAGAUGAGCCGUGCAGACACGGCUGCCUCAACACCUACGGCUCCUUUAUGUGCAACUGUGACGAGGGAUUUGAGUUGGCGUCUGACGGUGCUAAUUGCAUUGACUUGGAUGAGUGCAGCUUCUCUGAGUUUCUGUGUCAGCACAGAUGUGUAAACACUCCCGGCUCUUUCUCCUGUAUCUGUCCACCUGGAUAUUAUGUGUAUGAGGACGGCAGGAGCUGUGAAGAUAUCAAUGAAUGUGACACUGGUAGCAACAACUGUACAACAGCACAAGUAUGUUUCAAUUUCCAGGGAGACUAUAAAUGUCUGGAUCAUUUACAGUGUGACCUGCCUUACAUCGAAGUUAGUGACAAUCAGUGCAUGUGUUCAGCUGAAAACCCUGCCUGCAGGGACAAGCCCUUCACCGUUCUGUACCGACACAUGGACUUGUCCUCGGGUCGCAGUGUGCCUGCAGACAUCUUCCAGAUGCAGGCCACCACGCGCUACCCCGGCGCCUUCUACAUCUUCCAGAUAAAGACGGGCAACGAGGGACGAGAGUUUCACAUGAGACAAACCAGCAACGUGAGCGCCACGCUUGUCUUGUCGCGGCCCAUCAAGGGACCCAGAGAGAUCGUGCUGGACUUGGAGAUGGUCACAGUCAACAAUGUCAUCAACUUCCGAGGCAGCUCCAUCAUACGUCUGACGAUAUUUGUAUCAGAGCAUCCGUUCUGAGGGUCCCAAAUGAACUUCAAACCCCCUUCCACCCCCUCCCCUCCCCACCCAACCAAAAAAAAAUCAACCACGAUGCAGCUGCACUCACCUGCAGCUGAUGUAAUAGUUUGUUUGAGACAACUCAUCACCCUUUUUUUUAUUAAAUCAAUAUGUCAUCCUCAAUAAAGAUACGUCUGAUAAAGACUCAGCAAUAAGCUGAUGUGAAAGCAUCCCGGUGCUCGAAUCCCCACCCUGGUUUAAUGGACACUGAGCUUUUAUGGCUGCGAUAUGGACUUUCGACAUAGAGGGAUAUUUAUGGUGUACAAUUUCUGUCAUCCUCUAAUUAGAAAAUGACCUGAAAAUGAUGUAAAAUACCCUCACUGAAAAACCCAGCGUAUCCUAAAUACAUUCGUCCGUGAAUCUUCAUCCCUUCAGAUAAGCUGUGAAGGUGACUUUUAUGUGCCUGAUGUUAAGAACUGCAUGUCAUUGCAUCGUGAGUGUUAUCUGAGCAUUGUAGUGUCUUUUUUAUGAGACAGGAAGAGAGAGAAGAACAUACUGUAAGUGUAAUUGCGCAUUUGAGGUGGCAAUAUUUGACAUGAUGUAAUGACCAUCAUUUAUUAACUGAAUUAUUGAUCAGAGUUUUAUUACACCAAUAAAUGUCUUCACCACACAACUGUCCCUGGCAUGAGCAGGCUCCUGAACUCAGUGAUGCUUUGAUUCCUGUUUUGAUUUUGUUUUUGUCUCAAUGAGAAGCUGUAAGUGAGCCUGGUCAGUAAAUAAAGAUAUACUGGACAUGUACGGUGGCCGAGAGUGUUGAUGU